GCACGGGUUCGAAAACUUUCUGUACGCGAUGAUACUUUUACAGCGAAAUUUCAACAAAAAUAUAGGUAAGGAUAAAUGCUUUCAGUACGUGAACAACUAAACCGAACGCACCGAAAGAACGCGACUGAAAAGUAGCUGGCGCUAGAUGCGUUCCGAAAAACCACGGUGAUCUGAUGCCCAGUGACACCCGUUCACAGCUGUGUCGACGUCGCGCGCAUUUCAUUCGACUCGUUCCGCGACAGCAGAAACCAAGAUGGCGCUCCUCUGUUUGCGGAUUGUUCUGCGGCGGAUAUAAAUACGUAAAAAAAACAGUGCGAGAAACGGUUCACGGUGAAUUGGUUAAGUCGUGGCGAUCGAUGUACGCGUGUCGCAAAGUGACAGUCCGUUGGUAACGCGCCGCGAUAAUUGUGGGGCACGACAGCGCCGGUACAUAGCCGCUGCGGUAUUUCGAACGUCGGCGAAGGUGCUCUCGGUGCCCACCUGAGGAAUGCCAGAUUAUCCUGGGCACGGCGGUUCGCUCGACAGAGGGAUACGGUAAUCGCGCGAGAUAUCGCGUGCGAGUCGACCGAAAGGUGUUUCGUAAGGUGCUCCCCCGCAAAGGUGUUCGGUCGUUUCUUCCGUGACGUAUGUGUGUCGCGGAGGGCUACGAGACAGGUCGGUCGCGAGUGUCGUCGUCGUCGUCGUCUGGGUGCUCGUGUUUGGUGUGCCGCGAGUGGCGUUUUUCGCGGCUUCAAUGCGCUCUCGUCCUCCCCUGGAUAUCUGGACAGGCGAGAUCAGCUGCUGCUGGAAUAACUAGCCCGGCGGCUCCGGGAGACGAUACUCUUCGACAGAAGCGGUGGGGCAAGGUGGUGCCGGAAGCAGCCGCGAGUCCGGAAGCAUAACGAAGAAGAUGGCCUUCAACGAGAGUAUCGAGGACGGGGACAAGGAGGAAGCGCGUCGAAGUCGACCCCAAAUGCGCCGCAGGGAGAAGAAGGAAGUGCAGCAGCAAGCCGCGACCGCGGAACGUUGUUGACGUAGUCGAGAUCGAGCAGCGCGGAUUUGACGUAAGUGCGAGAAGCCGCAGACGAAAAAUGCGAAACGGCGGUCAGCCGCAGCAGACGGCGGUAAUGGCGCCGCCGCACCUAAACGGGUCCGCGCAAUUCGUUUCCGGCGGUUACGUCGGCUACGUGCCGCGCCAGCCCUGGGGGCAAUUCCAAGGCCCGCAGCAUCCCAGGAACACGGCCAGGCCUCUGUCGCAUCCGCCGCCGCCACCACCCUCCAGAAGGGAAAGUCAAAGACCCUCUGACAUCGGCCCCGCCAACCCUAAAAGCACAUCUCUUCCGCAUACUAGGCCAGGGACGCACAGGAGCACCACCCCCUCGAAGGUGGACCCCGAGCUGAUAUUCACGAAACAAGAACGAAUUGGUAGGGGUAGUUUCGGCGAGGUGUUCAAAGGCAUCGACAAUAGGACCCAGCAGGUUGUUGCCAUCAAGAUCAUCGAUCUCGAAGAGGCGGAGGAUGAGAUCGAAGAUAUACAGCAGGAAAUCAUGGUGCUGUCCCAGUGCGACAGCCCAUACGUCACCAAGUAUUAUGGGUCCUAUCUCAAGGGUACGAAACUAUGGAUUAUUAUGGAGUACUUGGGUGGCGGCUCGGCCCUGGACUUGAUGAAGGCCGGUAGCUUCGAGGAAAUGCACAUCGCGGUGAUAUUGCGCGAGGUGCUCAAAGGGCUGGAUUAUCUUCACAGCGAGCGGAAGCUUCAUCGCGAUAUUAAAGCUGCGAACGUUCUGUUGAGCGAAAUGGGGGAGGUGAAGCUGGCCGACUUCGGUGUGGCUGGACAAUUGACCAACACGACCAGCAAACGAAACACCUUCGUCGGGACACCGUUCUGGAUGGCACCGGAAGUAAUCAAACAAUCCGCCUACGAUGCCAAGGCUGACAUUUGGUCGUUGGGCAUCACGGGUAUCGAAUUGGCCAAGGGAGAACCGCCGAACAGCGAGCUCCAUCCCAUGAGGGUCCUGUUCCUCAUACCGAAGAACAAUCCCCCGCAACUGACUGGAAAUUACACGAAGCAGUUCAAGGAGUUCGUCGAGGCCUGUUUGAACAAGGACCCCGAAAACAGGCCGACGGCGAAAGAACUGUUGAAGUUCCAGUUCAUCAGAAAGGCGAAAAAGAACUCGUACCUGAUCGACCUCAUAGACCGGUACAAGAAGUGGAAGUCCCAGCGCAGCGAGGAAUCCGAGACCGAGAGCGAAAAUUCGGACUCGGAGGAAUCGAAACAGGAUAGCGACAUGGACGAGCCAUGGAUAAUGACCGUGAAGGGUCCACACGGAGUGAAGGGUUCCGUGGUGCCGAUUCUGCCACUGGACGAGCAACCAGCCUCGAAUCACAGAUCCUCCAAUGACAAUCAGCAAACGAAACCACAUGCCAACGGAGCCUCGAGGUCUCCGCCGAAGGAUUCCACGUUGAAUCAUUAUAGAAGCGAGUCGCGGGACUCGGUGCGCGAUGGCCAAGCAAAGCACACGCCGUCACGGCCGCACGAGGCUGCGCCACCGCCACCGGUGGACACGCGAGAGAAAAGGGACGAUCGCGAUUACCGCGACGUCGACUGGGACUCGACGCUGAGGAUGCUGAGGAGAGACGAUCGAGAAAGGGACAGAGACGUCCGGGAAACGGAUUUCGGUUCGAAGGAGAAGAGGUGUAGCAAACUAGACGUACCUGACGAUUGGGACUCGAUGCGGAGGAGGCUGAGGAGGGAAGUUCGAGAAAGGGACAAAGAGGUCCGGGAAACGGAUUUCAGUACGAAGGAGAAUAGGUGUAGCAAACUGGCACCCGCCGAAUGGGACUCGACGCUGAGGAGGCUGCGGAGAGAAGACCGAGAAAGGGACAGAGAGGUCCAGGAAAGGGAUUUCGGCUCGAAGGAGAAGAGGUGUAGCAAACUAGACGUACCUGUCGUACCUAUGGUAGACCACAGGCCCGGCGAAGACAAACAGAGACCGAGAAGCUCGCAGGAACAGAAGCAUCCGCGAAGCGCGGCUCUUUCCGACGUCGUUUUACCUCUCCUUUCCGAGCUUCAACGGAAGCAUCAAUAUUCGGCAAGAGAUAAUAAUGGCGAGGGCGGAAGUGGUAUUCGUAAGAAUGUAGGCGCGAUAGACGAGCUACGCGGUGCGUUCGAGACAGCGGAACGCACUUCACCGGGAAUGACCGAAGCCCUCAUCAGAGAACUCCUUAAGUCCUUACUUCCUGCCAAUCACUCGGAGGGCCGUUUGUCUAUGCUGAUGGAGAAGGUUAUUCUAAGGGAUACGUAGGGACGCGAGAGGGCGAGGGUUCGCAAGAGAUUGUGGUCCGAGAACAUCCUGACGUUGUAACGACUCGUUAUUUCUCGUUUAUCAGAUUUAUUAUUCCGUACGAGCCGAUACAUUGUCGACGUGUGCCGGGUCCGAACGUGAGAGGAAGGUAGAAGAAGAACGUCGCUGCAACGACCCGGAUAUUUUUCAUUCCCCUUUUGGUCCGUCGAAACUAAAACAAAACAGCAAAACUUUCGUUUCACAUAACCGUCUUCUCUUCAUUUCCGACUGGACGCGAUUUUAAUCCGAACUUGUUUUCACUCGCGAGAACGAUGCAUCGUCCCUCCGUUACGAGAACGGAAAGGAAAUUAACAGAUUUAUCCGCUAGAGUAAAAAAAAAAAAGGGUUAUACCAUCCAAUUGUCCUCGCGUAACGGCGACAGUUACCAGUUGAGAAAAAAAAAAUAUUAGCCUCCCCCCACCCCCCACCCCCCGCCGAAUCGUUAACAAGUUAGUAUUUGGAAAAUUACGAAAAGAAAAAAAUAUGAAACGCAAGACGUAGGGAGAUAGUCGAGAAAUAUUUUUGCAAAUCAUGCAGCCAACCCCCCGUUCAGGAUUCUUUGUACGUUCUUCGUGUUCGGUAUCGACGCAACCUCGAAGAGUGGAAAGAUAUAGUUAUAGGCUCAGCCGAUGUCUGAUGAAUAGGGGAAAAAAAGAGGGUAUUCGUUGACAGGAUCUUGCCUCAUUGUAGAUACAUCCGGAACAUGCACUACCCCACGACUUCACCAGAGAUAUCAUAGCCGUGUUCUGAAUCGCAUUGGUAUCGAGCGAGUUCGCGUUCGCGUAAACCGCCCUCCUGCCGCGCGAAUAGAUAAAAAAAAAACAUAUUUAUUUAAACAAUUUCACCCGGGAGGGGAAUAAGCGAGACAGCGAGAGAGUGUUUCGGUCAGCAUCCAAGCAGGAAAACGAAAGAGCUGUACUCAAAGCGAACGCGCCUUCCCGUUGCUUCCUGCGUUAGUGCACGUUUCGGAUUCGGGGGGGAAAAGUCGAUGGAAGGAGGACGCCUCCGUGCCGGAGGCUUUGUAAAUAUGUAUGUAGCACGAUAAGAUAGUCUUAUUGUUCUGAUGAUCGACGUCUCUGCCAGUCGGUUGCGCAGCUCCGUAACACGAUCCCGUUGCCCUACGUUUCUAGCACUAGUUUCCUUCGUAACGAUACAGAGAGCUAGGGGUAAAGAAAAAAAUAUCGUCUUUUGGGCCUCUUUCAGACGAGACGCAGACCUUCCUCCUUUUCAGAUUGCCAUCCCACGAGGCAAACACCGCCGAAUUUUUUUGAAAAAGACUCAACGCCUCUUGUACUGUCUACGUCGGUGUUUCUCAAACUAUGACCCACGGAGCUCAGAAAAAAGAUUGGAGACAAAAGCUAGAAACUAUAAAACUUAAAAAUUUGCAACGUCUGAAACUGUUUGAAUUAUCCUUUUUAUGAAUUUCUUUAUGAAUUUUAUGAAUCACUGUUCGAUAAAAGAGUUGAUUCAUUAUUAACCCCUUGACGUACGAUUUAAUGUAAUUUUUCAAACCUAUACUAUUUAAUUUUGUUUAAAUUUGCUCGUACAAGGAAUGGCCAUGGAAAAGAAUAGAUUUGAUUUCUUAAUACCUCGUGAAUGUAAAAACGUGUUGAUUUUAAUACAUAAGACUCGGUGACGAGUAGCCUUAUGAUCGUGAAACUUAACAUCAAGUACUUAUAACGAGUCAGGCUCGUCAUUGUACAGUAAGGGGUUAAACAGUAUUAAACAAAUCCCAAAAAGAACCAUACAACUUUCUAGAAGUUUGAGAAACACUGAUCUAUGAUAUUUUGCGAGUCACUAUAUCGGUUGGUCAAGGCCACCGAGGAACUGUCCCCACCGUUUGGCUACACGCGACGAUGCACCGCAUGUUUGGCGCGAUUAUGGCGGGGGAAGUGGCCUCGAGCGACGAGUCGAUUUUGUCGCGACUGUAUGCAACGAAACGUGGCGAAUAAUAGCAGUCUGUCGGGCCCUGACUGUACAACUUGGUGCCUCACCGCCGAGUAUCUCGUUCGAAGGAGCCCUCAGGCGCGUUCAAAGCUGACCCUUCGGUUCGAAAGAAGAGAAAAAAUGAAAAAAUGAAAAAAAAAAACACACACUAGCAGCGAUAUUUAACGAAUAGUCGAGGCGAACGGCGGCGCGAACGAAACUGAGAUAUGCUUUCGUUUUUUCGAGUUUAGAGUUCUUCCACUAGUUUGUCCGGGUAGAGUUCUUAGUCGAGCCGUUCCACGAUCGAACCUGAGCUGUGAUAACUCCCGCGGGACGUCGGCACUUAAUCCACGUUGUUUGUAAACUAAUGUAUUUUAUAAAGUAUAUUAUAUAUAUAUAUAUAUAUAGAAAGAGAGAGAGAAAGGCAGAAAAAAGAAAUUCCUCGUGAAGACAGAUGAACAAAGUUGACCGAAUCGUGAGGGCGGUCAUCGUGUGUACGAACAGAGUCGCCCGCGAACGAUCGUUGCGCCCUGGCCACGGAAGAUUUAAAACGACGGAGGAAAAACAAGAGGGUGAUAGAGAGUGCGAGAGAGGAAGAGAGAGUGAGUGGGAGGAGGAACGCGCGCAUGUGAAUACAAGAAUGAUAAAA
Molecule: messenger RNA, 5898 nt
Organism: Colletes gigas
Lineage: Eukaryota; Metazoa; Arthropoda; Insecta; Hymenoptera; Colletidae
Gene: GckIII
Product: serine/threonine-protein kinase 25-like
Exons: 12
Coding region: 1071-3284 (737 amino acids)
Biological process (GO): protein phosphorylation
Molecular function (GO): ATP binding; protein kinase activity
Source: RefSeq, a predicted model, not a curated record